GGAUGGAUGAGAGUGUGUUGUAAGUGUUAACUAAGCCUGCUGUUGUUAUUCUGCAUUGUUAUUGUGAUUUUGUGCGCAGUACAUUUAUAAAAACAGAUUAUUAAGCACGUUUUAAGGGAUUCGAUAAAGCCAACUUGUGGCACGAAAUCAAAACAAAAACACGUGCUACCAAAGACUGCAAACAAAACAUUGACUUUUUUUUUUGAAAAACAAGUGAAUACUAAAACAGCUUCAAUAUGGGUAUGGUACAGAAGCGUAAGAAGAUGCACUAUGGCGACACACAUCUGCAGCGUAGAUGGCGUGUACGCAAUCGUAGACGGGAUCUGGAUCAAAUCGACGAUGAUUUGCGCACACGUAGCGGCGAAUUAAUCAAUCAGAAUGUGGAUCUAGAGAAGCCAGGCUUUGCGCAAUUCUACUGUGUACACUGUGCCAAGUACUUUAUCGACGACACUGCCAUGCAGGCGCAUUUUCGAACUAAAGUACACAAGCGUCGUCUUAAGGCGCUCGAAACAGAACCGUACAGCAUUGAAGAGUCUGAGCGUGCUGCUGGCCGGGGCAGCUUUCAGAAGCCCAAGAAGCGCGUUAUGGAAACACAGCCAACCAAGGAGGAAGUCAUUGGUGGAAAACGCAUCAAGGUGACAGAAGUGGCUGAGAACGACUCGAACGCCAUGGAGCAGGAUGACCAAAAGCCGACAACAUCAGUAAAAGCGAAUCGGAAGCGUAAACAAAAAAUGGAUACAUAAAGAUUACAGAUUACAGUAUGCUUACUAUUAACUUAACUAAGUUGUAUGAUGUUAUUGACAUGAGCAUAGUUCAAAUCGUUGAAUAAAUUUCCCCCGGAUGACUCGUUCUAACCAAAUUGAGAUUGUAUCUUUCGUUGUUUUCAAAUUGCAUUGUAUAAAUAUAUUACUUUUCUGUUGUAUGUGUAUCGUGUGUAAUUAAUAAUUAUCAUUAAUGCUAUGUUGAUCGAUAUAUACAUACUUAAGAGUAUAUUCCAACUAGAUGACAUGUAUAUAUGCGUGUUUUAUAUAAUAGAACAGAUCAACCAGAUGGAUGCCUAUGUAUGAUUAUGCAUUUUACAAUCGACUUAACUGAUAAAAUGAACUAAUAAUCUUACUAUAAGAUACAAAAAAAA
Messenger RNA from Drosophila busckii, 1135 nucleotides. Its product is annotated as zinc finger protein 593 homolog. The record is from RefSeq and is a predicted model, not a curated record. The coding region runs from base 237 to 743 and encodes 168 amino acids. Gene Ontology annotation, molecular function: zinc ion binding; nucleic acid binding. Lineage: Eukaryota; Metazoa; Arthropoda; Insecta; Diptera; Drosophilidae. The transcript is spliced from 2 exons.